Molecule: messenger RNA, 1859 nt
Organism: Coffea arabica (coffee)
Lineage: Eukaryota; Viridiplantae; Streptophyta; Magnoliopsida; Gentianales; Rubiaceae
Product: phosphoribosylaminoimidazole-succinocarboxamide synthase, chloroplastic-like
Biological process (GO): 'de novo' IMP biosynthetic process
Cellular component (GO): chloroplast stroma; cytoplasm
Molecular function (GO): phosphoribosylaminoimidazolesuccinocarboxamide synthase activity
Source: RefSeq, a predicted model, not a curated record
CUCCUGAUUAAUCCUUCCUUUAAUCAAACACACAACCAAGAUCCUGAAUCCUGACAUACCUGCACGGCUGCACCCUCUUGUCUGGGGCUUGACGCAGCGCCCGGUGUCCCAGACUGCUAUUAAUUCCCGGGGUUUGCCUCAAUUAUUGCAGACCUGUUUGAAAACGGAACCCCCUCCAAAGAAAAGAAGCUUGAGACUUCGGAGUUCUGUCGCUUUGGAAAUGAAAAUGGCCCAGAACUGUAUAGGAGGAGCUCUAAACCCUCCCAAAAUCCUCACGCCAAAAUGCAUACCAAUCAGCCAUCCAAACCCUUCAUCCCUCUCGUCAUCUUCUUUGCGUAAAUUCAUCCUAACAAAAUCCAAGAAGUACCUUCCUCCGUCAAUUUGUAUCUCUGCAUCAAUGUCAUCAAGCCAGCAGCACCAACCGCCGCUUUCUCUUGAGGCCUUGAAAACCAGUGAACGCAGAAACGAAGUCUUGAAUGCUAUCCAGAGCUCAUUAAGCAAUUGUUUAUCUGUAACCCAUCUUGAUUUAACAGUUCCUGGUCUUAAAUCCAAAACCAGAGGCAAGGUCAGGGACAUUUAUGAUGGAGGAAAUUAUCUUGUGCUGGUAACAACAGAUCGGCAAAGUGCAUUUGACAGAGUUCUUGCUUCAAUCCCCUUCAAGGGGCAGGUGCUUAAUGAGACAAGUUUGAGGUGGUUUAAUAAAACUCAGCACAUUGUUCCAAAUGCAGUUGUAUCUGCACCAGACAAGAAUGUGACCAUCGCAAAGAAAUGUUCAGUAUUUCCUGUUGAAUUUGUUGUUAGGGGUUAUGUGACUGGAAGCACUGAUACAUCAUUGUGGACUGUCUACAAAAAAGGAGUUCGGAAUUACUGUGGCAAUGUACUUCCUGAUGGAAUGGUGAAAAACCAAAAGCUACCAGAAAAUAUUCUCACACCAACUACUAAAGCUGCAGAUCAUGAUGUUCCUGUAACUCCGGAUGAGAUAAUUCAGCGUGGUUUAAUGUCUAGAGCAGAUUACGAGGAAGCAAGUAAGAGGGCACUACAGUUAUUUCAAUAUGGUCAGCAGGUGGCAAUGAAACAUGGCCUCGUAUUGGUAGACACCAAGUAUGAAUUUGGUAAAGCACCUGAUGGUACUGUGCUUCUAGUUGAUGAGGUGCAUACACCAGACUCGAGUAGAUAUUGGAUUGGUCAUUCUUAUCAAGAACGCUUUUGGAAUGGCCUUGAACCAGAAAAUGUCGAUAAGGAGUUCUUGAGGCUAUGGUUCAAUGAUCAUUGCAACCCAUAUGAAGAUAAGGUCUUGCCUGAUGCUCCAGAAGAACUGGUUUCUGAAUUAGCUUGGCGAUAUAUAUUCUUGUUUGAGACAAUAACAAAUUCAAGUUUUGAAAUACCUACAACAAAGGAGCCAAUACAUGAUCGAAUCACCCAAAAUGUUUCACAAGCGCUGAAGUCUCUGUCAUAGUGUCAGAGCUUCUUGAGGUGUUCAAGGCUUAAAUGUCAUGAUUUUCUACCAGUAGGAACAGCUGCAGCAGCGAUCAGCACUUCUGUAAUUUAGCAUGCUCAACAGCUCUAGCUGACUGCUAUGAAUGGCUCAGUUUUGCCUAUUAUGAGUUUGUAGAUGGAAGCUUGAUUCCUAGUGCUAAGAUCUUGGUUCGUUUGGGGUCACAGAACUUUUAGGUUUCUUUGAGGGGGCAAUAGGAAAGUAAGAAAAAACAAAAUGUGGGUUCCAGAGGAACUUUCUAGCCGAGCAGGUACUAAUGUUGUGGUGGUGACUGAGAAGCAAGCAGAAAAUGAUUCCUUUCUUAUUUUUUCCAUUCUGUUCUCUGUUACAGUCAAUGAUGAAGAAAGUAGAAGUUUGGAUGAAA